Medioppia subpectinata is the source of this 375-nucleotide messenger RNA. The record is from the annotation of a GenBank genome assembly. Lineage: Eukaryota; Metazoa; Arthropoda; Arachnida; Sarcoptiformes; Oppiidae.
AUGAAAGAGCUGGGAAUAAGACGCGGCCAUAAAGUGAUAUGUUUUGGACAGUUAUACGGAAUGUGUGAUCAAAUCAGCUUUUCUUUAGGACAAUCGGGUUAUUCUGUAUAUAAAUACGUUCCGUACGGACCCGUAGAAGAAGUGAUACCCUAUCUGUCGCGUCGGGCCAUUGAAAAUCACGGUAUCAUCAAAAACGCCAAAAAAGAGCGCAGACUUAUGUCUAAAGAGGUGCUCCGGCGGGUCAUGACUGGCGAUGUAUUUCACAAACCGGUCGGCAAUUAUACGCCUAUUUAAGGGCUCGAUAUAUACACUGUGUAUAGAUCUAAGUCUUUUUUAACAAACGAUUUAUCGUUUUUAGUCAUGUUUUUAGCCAAC